CAUAAUUUUCAUUACAAACCAGCUAAACCUUAAGUUCUAAUUUCUUCUAGUUAAGAUGGCCUCUAAGGUUAUAGCAUCAAGUACCAUUCUUCUUUUAUCCCUGAAUCUCCUAUUCUCCCUGGUCACUUCCACUUAUUGCCCUCCUCCACCUUCACCAAAACCAAAACUACCACCUGUUCAUCACAACCCUAAAUCCCCACCUCAUUCUUCACCAACACCCAAAACUCCCACGACACCUAAGCCAAAAACUCCCCCUUCACCCAAGCCAAAAUCUCCACCAACACCGCCUACCCCGGUAACACCUCCUGUAGUCGCAACGCCACCUACGGUGUCAACACCUCCUUCAUCAGCAACUUGCCCCAGAGAUGCUCUAAAAUUGGGUGCUUGCGCAAAUGUGCUCGGAGGCUUGACUGGCCUCGUUGUCGGAACCCCAUCAAAGGAGCCAUGCUGCAGCCUCCUCAAUGGUCUCGCAGAUAUCGACGCUGCUGUCUGUCUCUGCACAGCCAUUAAAGCAAAUGUGCUGGGUCUUAACCUCAACGUUCCCGUUGAUUUGAGCUUGCUCCUCAACUACUGUGACAAGAAGGUUCCCACUGGCUUCAAAUGCGAGUAGUUUUCACUGUCAUACGCAUUCGAAUGUCAUUGACGUGUCUCUCUCUUCUUGUCUUAUUUUGUAGUACGUGCAUGCACCUAUAUUUGUAGUGUCAUAUAAUAGGCACCUCGCCUUCUUUUCCAUUCAGUUUAAAUAUAUACACGAAUAAAGAGUUAUUAGUCUU
This is a messenger RNA of Daucus carota subsp. sativus, 773 nucleotides long. Its product is annotated as lipid transfer protein EARLI 1-like. Lineage: Eukaryota; Viridiplantae; Streptophyta; Magnoliopsida; Apiales; Apiaceae. The record is from RefSeq and is a predicted model, not a curated record. The coding region runs from base 56 to 610 and encodes 184 amino acids. The transcript has a single exon.